CACAAUCAAGUAUAUUGCCCUUUGAUCUUCCGUUCCCGUGUCUAUUCGGGUAUAUGCGGUAUUUUCCCCUUACGGGCGGGGUUUCGGUAUCUGGAUACGUUUCAGUCGAGUUUUCGUCCACACCGCGCCAGAUCACCGACUGGCAACCCUAAUCUUCCCCAGCAGAGUUCAGGGGGUUUUCACAGGAACGUCUCGUCAAUGUAACCCCUUUCGUAGUCUGCAAAUUUGCAAAGCUUAGCUCGUAGCGUCGUAAUCUAUUCAGAAACCAUGGGGCGUUGUCCGAAUCACAAAAACAGCAAGAAAAAGGGUUACUCGCACAAGACUGCACUGCGCGCGAAAUUUAUGAAGAAAGGAGAUGAUUUGAUUCACACCGAAUUGAGGGUCGACGAGAGGAAGCCCCUCCCAGUAGACGAGGAUCUUCCUGGAAUGGGACAGUACUACUGUUUGCAUUGCGACCGAUACUUUGCUUCUGCAAACAUCCGAGACGAUCAUUUCAAGACCAAGCUUCACAAGAAGCGGGUGAAGAUGAUGAAAGGCGCAGCACCACACAAUCAAGUCGACGCCGAUGUUGCUGCUGGCAUGGGUCGACCUGAUAACGGUCCCAAACUUAGAGAGUCAAGCUCUGUCAUCCCUGUUGCCAUGGAGGCAUUUUAAUUUCAAGUAAUCAUAGGCUGGCAGAUGUUAGGGCCGGCCCUGAGUAUGAUUUUGAUGGAUUCAGGAAACUGGGUUUGCCUCGGUCUUGCUGUCAAGCAUUGCGUAUGGAACUGGCUCUUCCUGCCAUUGUAAUGCAGAUACUUGUUAUCUCAGUCUUACAUGUCUUCAUCUGGGGAUUUCAUAAAGUGGAUGCGAAGUCGGAAACCGCAGCUGGGAUCCGGAAGUCUAUUGUGCCGAGACAUCAGGGUUGACACUCUGAAGUGUUUUUAGGCAAUUGCGACGAGAUAAACACUGGUUUUCGGAAUUCAACAGCUACAAUCUUGCUCCGGGACUUUUGAGAAGACUGCUACGGGGCGACAUUUGGUAAAGGUAUAAGUGUUGCCUUUAACGCCUUAUACUCAGCUACUGAGCAGCUGGAUUAGAACUCUGCAUGUUUAGGUACUUGCUCUGUUCAUCAUGCGCAGCACCAGUGUACAGCUAAAACCUUGGUGGAGGAUCAGAGAUCAUUGAUGGAUAUAUGAAUUUCAUUACUGAAUUAUUGCCUUUAUGCCUACAUAGAUAUAGGCCACUGUGUACUGGGCACAUAGAACGGAGCAGCAUUGUAUAGUAAUUUGUCCAAAGCAGCGAAGUUUUUUUGUCCUGCGUUGCCUGGACAUAUUCACACCUUCAAAUUUGAGUUCACCUCGCUCCCUCAUGUCAGAUUCACUGAUUUCAUAUUAGUCCUGUUGAUUAUGUACAUCUCUGUCGUUGCCUGUCAUCAAUAGAUGGAGGGUCAGCUUGAGCUCUCACAGCUCACACAUUUGACCCAAAUGCCAUUGCUUAACUAUCAAUACUGGGACGUUUUACUAGGACCACCGAUUCACCUUCUCAUUUUUUCUCUGGAGAGCUUUAGGGAUUGGAGCUGUUAUUCUUCCUAAGUAGUAGAAAAGUGGCGAGCUCUACAUCCCUGUACCAGGUCAGGUCUUGUUUAACAUCCCUGAGUAGAUGUGCCAUUAAUGAUGGCCUUGAUUUUCUGCAUGUUUCAAACUCGGACAGCUUUGAUGAACAAAAUCAAUUUCGAAGUGUUUGGCGUGGUGGAUUGUAUCGGACUUUGCUGAGGUAAUGAGUUACUGCGAGAGGAAUCACAGUUCGGCAUACGGCGUUGUGAGCAAUCACUUGUGGCUCAUUAUCUGAUGGAGUACGUAGGAGUGUGAAGUCAUGUGUAGCAGGGGAUGGAAGUUUUGCUUUGAAAACACGAUUUGCUUGGGUGGUGUGUGAUUCCUCUCUACAUACACACGCCAUACAUGUUUUGGUCUACCCGAAAGCCUGUACGGCCACCAGAUCCUGGGGAUUUUUAGACAAACAUAGAGAUUUAAUAUUCUCAAAGCGCCGAAGCUUUAAUCACCUGCUUGUUACAGUUAUGCAUUUGCAAAGCUAAUCGUCGAGUUCACCUAGACAGAAGUUAGAAAUGUGGUGUCUUCACUCCCGUAUCACCUUUCGACAGAAGACUCAUUUUUUAAAAUGUAAAGACAUGCGAGUUCUGAUCUUGUAUUUUCGUAGCAAGGAAACUACAAGCGCAUCACCCAAGAUGAUGUGAGUUAGGUGAAUACUCGGGUUAUUUGAAGGAAAUCAAUCGAUCCUUUUCUCACGCAAGAGCCUCGCUCUUCUCCUUCUCGCCAAGCCCGCAUGUGUACUCUCCUUAGAGUUAACCGCAAGUCGGGCACUUUCAACCUAUCAUAAAACAUUCGUUUACCUUUUGUGUCAUCCUUCGCGGGCAUGUUUCGACUUGAAUGCGUACUUUGUUACCGAAGGCCUCAACACCCUCUUGGCCAAGGCGGGCUCCAGCAGUAAGCUAUGAAGAACUCGGUUUCACGUACAUCUUGAGCAACAAACAUGUGGUUAUAUGAGCUCAAGGGGACUUUGCGACAACUGUCAGCAAUUCUUCCAACAAAAGGUCAACUUGCCGGUCGUGUUUGCUGCUAGUAUGUAGUCAGGUAGCCUGGGCGACAUAGUCGUCCACUCUACUCGAGUAACUCCUGUAGUGUGGCACCAGACAGCAAGGCACACUGGGUUUAGCCGAAAUACAAGACCGAUUAACACACUGUACGUGACUUCUUACCGCAAGACGAAAAACCCGAGCAAAGUUGCAAUCGGAAUCUCAUUACCGGCCGGAAGGAUUCUUGUUGCCCGUCUCCUCCUGUCCUCUUUUCUGGACUUUAGUCCCACUUGAAAACAGACUUAUUAAUAACAUAGAUAUAGACAACUAUUUGAAAGUAGGUUGUAG
Molecule: messenger RNA, 2917 nt
Organism: Marchantia polymorpha subsp. ruderalis
Lineage: Eukaryota; Viridiplantae; Streptophyta; Marchantiopsida; Marchantiales; Marchantiaceae
Source: the annotation of a GenBank genome assembly